Messenger RNA from Anopheles funestus (African malaria mosquito), 898 nucleotides. RefSeq lists its product as uncharacterized. Bases 68 to 898 code for a protein of 276 amino acids. The transcript has 4 exons. Lineage: Eukaryota; Metazoa; Arthropoda; Insecta; Diptera; Culicidae. The record is from RefSeq and is a predicted model, not a curated record.
CGCGUGUGUUUAUUGCUGUUAUUUGCGUUUGCCGGUCUGCAACGGUCUUUCCAGUUCAGUAACAGCCAUGGAAACAAGAAAGCUCGCGUUGAAAGAAUUAAAAUCGUUCAUUACUGAAUCAGAGCGUAGGAUAAACAGCUUACUAGAUAGCAUUGGAUGGACUAAAGAAUGCGUUCAACGAUCGAGUACCAUCCAACCUAAGAACGACAUUGAAGGUGUGAAAGCUGAGUCGACGUCAACCGAUACGUUUCCUCCAUCCUUUCAAGCCACCGAUAGUUCUUCUUCGAUUCGAUUAGAUAACAUUAAACAGGCCGAAGCGAUAUUAGAAGAUAUGUAUAAAAAUCCAUCAUUUGAACUGGGCGUCCCAUUAGAGGAGCUUGCGAACCGUAACCCACCAUCAAAUCUCGAAGAUUUGCAUGCAAAUUUUACGCGAGACGAGCGUUUGUCUAUGUACACUCAUGUGCUGAUAAACACUACCAAACCACCCGAUGUGCCGGAAGUUAAGAUAAGGUUUAAACGUGAUGCACACUCGGAAGAAAAGGUCGCAUCACUUGCCGAAAUAGCAGCAAUCGAACGAGAUACGCGCAGACGAAACCCGAAACAUAGGGUGUCCAAAAAUCCGCUAACAUAUAAAGAAGAAGUGAAACAUUUGAUUCAGGUGCAAACCGAUGCUUUGGCUCAUCAUUUCAGCCAAUCUUCCGCCAGCACACAAGCAAGUGAUAAAAGCAAAAGGAAAAAAAUUAAACACACACGAAAAUCUCGUUCCAAAUCACCAGAACCGGAACGUAGACACAAAAAAGCAAAACGGCAUAGAAGUCGCUCCCGAGAGCGUUUACUGUCUGCCGAACGAAAACGCCAUAAAUCGCACAAAAAACACAAAAGAAGGCACAAUCAAUAA